CGACCGCGUUGAAAGCUCCUUCGUGUCCCGACAACUGCGAGACAGACCGUACGUACUACGUAAACUACGGACUCGAGUAUAAUUACCUGUGGAUACAUCAACAUCAUCAUACUCUUCUUAGACUCUACCUAAAACUAGUUGUGCUCACCGAGCCGUGUGAUGUGUAUUUAGUUCCCUCUGACUUUGUCUAGUACAUACAUUUAUAGAUAGAUAUAAUUAUUACAACUAGAGUAAUGCCUAUCUAGAGAUACAUAGAUAUUGUGUAGGAAUACUGUGAUUUGAGUGAUAAGAUGAAGUGUAUGCGGGGUGGCCCCAGCUACUUGGGGUCAGUAUUCUCCGUUCUUUUCCUAUAUUGGACCGCAACUCUCGUCCUAGCCGACAUCCGAGGAUUAUCAGAACAUGAAGAAACGAUUGGAGCACCAAAUGAAGGUGAUCCUGGAGGUGCAGUAUGUCCUCCCGGUAUGUUCAGGUGUCCCGAGGGGAAAUGCAUUCCGUCGCUGUGGGUUUGCAAUUACCAGAAGGACUGCGAGAAGGGCGAGGAUGAAUUUCAAUCAUGCCCGGCCCCCGACUGCGAGCCUGGUCAAUUAACGUGCAGACAGUACAUAUGGAACAAAACAUAUUGUAUUCCACCCCAUUACCGUUGCGACAUGACAGUGGAUUGCAUAGAUGGUUCAGAUGAAACGGAAUGCACUUACAGGAAAUGCCAGUCGGACGAUUUCCACUGUGGUGUCGGUUCCGGUUCCGGAAGCCAAUCGAACCCCUGCAUUCCUAAGGAGAAACGGUGCGAUGGUUACGUGGACUGUAGAUCCGGCAAGGACGAGCAGGGAUGCAACGGUGUCGCCUGUAGAUUGGAUCAAUUCAGAUGUGCAAAUGGUCAAAAAUGCAUCGAAUCCAAUCAAAAAUGCGACCACAACAUGGAUUGUUCUGACAAUUCCGACGAGCUCGGAUGCAAUUUCCCAUUGUGUCACGGAGGGCAAUUUAGAUGUGCAAAUGCUUUGUGUAUACCUGGUGGUUUUCAUUGCGACGGUUACCGCGAUUGUUCCGAUGGUUCAGACGAAGUGAAUUGCACUGCGAUUCCGUGUCCAGAUAAUAAAUUCUUGUGCCCAAGAGGGGGCUCCGAAGGGAAGCCCAAAUGCAUUGCCAAGAGCCAAUUGUGCGAUGGAAAACGGGACUGCGAGGAUGGGGCUGACGAAGAGACCGCUUGCUCGAAAUUGUCUUGUCCAGCGCUAGGCUGUGAAUACAAAUGCCAGGCUUCUUUGACCGGUGGCGCCUGCUUCUGCCAGGAAGGAAGGAAAUUAGCGGCGGACAAUAAAACCUGCGUGGAUAGGAACGAGUGCAACGAAUGGGGAUUCUGUGAUCAAUUCUGUACGAACACGGACGGCGGUUACAACUGUGGAUGUGCCGCUGGUUACAUGAAACAGGACAAAAAUAAAUGCGCCGCAUUAAAUGCUAACGAACUGCAGCUCUUUUUCGCACACGAUAAAUCUAUUUAUAGGCUGAAUUCGAGGGGUGAAGAUAUGAAGAUCUUUGCCAACACGACGGGUGCCAGUGGCUUAGAUUUCCACUACGAGAAGAAUUUGCUAUUUUGGUCGGACGUCAAAACCAAGAAGGUCUACAGGCAGCCGAUGAAGUCUUCCGCUACGGGAUUGAUUAAUCUCAAUGAUGUCUACGAAAUUACCCUACCCGGCACAUCUUUACCAGCUGCCAUCGCUGUCGAUUGGAUCGGGAAUAAGUUAUACGUGGCCGAUUCCGUCGGCCAAAAAGUCGAUGUGCUCGAAUUGGACGGACGUUGGCAUGCCGUAGUUUUGGGAUCAAAUCUUACAAGUCCAGUGGACAUAGGUUUAGAUCCUUUGUACGGCUACCUGUUUGUCGCAGAUAGUUCCCAAGUACUUAGAGCGAAUAUGGAUGGCACAAAUGCUGUUGCUAUCGUAUCCGAAGCAGCUUACAAAGCCUCCGGUAUUGCAGUCGAUAUUAUUGCCAAGAGAAUAUUCUGGUGCGAUUCGUUGCUGGACUAUAUCGACACAGUUGAUUACGACGGUCAAAGAAGAUUCCAAAUUGUAAGAGGACAACCAGUACCAAGCCCGUCGCGUUUAGCUAUCUUCGAAAACCGAGUUUACUGGACUGAUGGCACAAAACAAGGGGUAAUGUCUGUCGAUAAAUACGAGGGCAGUCCAAGUAUUCAAAUGAUUUACAAAAUGCGUGACAUUAGAGAUCCGAAAGCCAUCAAAGCUGUUCACAGUUUAGCGCAAUUAAAGACCAGCAAUCCAUGCGGAAAUACUAAUGGUGGAUGUCAGCAUAUGUGUAUUAUUACGAAAACAUCUUCUGGACUCGGUUACCGCUGUGCUUGCAAUAUUGGUUGGCGUUUGGCUUCCGACGAAAGAAAUUGCAAUUUAGUCACCGAAUUUUUGAUGUACUCUCAGCAACGAUUCAUUAAGGGCAAAGUCUUGGAUCCCGUGAUUGAAGGGUUCAGCGAUGCCAUGAUGCCCGUAGUAUCAAAGCGCGCCCGUUUCGUCGGACUGGACUUUGACGCACGCGAUCAACAAAUUUACUACUCGGACGUUUUACAAGACGUUAUUUACCGUGUACAGAGAAACGGAACUCAGCGUGAGAUUGUUUUGGCUUCGCAAAAUGAGGGUGUCGAGGGUUUAGCCGUCGAUUGGGUUUCCAAAAAUCUCUAUUACAUCGAUAGCCGAAAAGGAACUCUAAAUGUAUUGUCUACAAGGAAUGUAACUUAUCGCAGAACUUUGCUUAAAAAUUUGAAGAGACCGAGAGCUAUAGUCGUGCAUCCUAACAAAGGAUACAUUUUCUUCUCUGAGUGGGACCGACCAGCGAACAUCUCAAGAUCUCACAGCGAUGGAUCUAAUUUAAUAGUCUUCAAAAACGUCACUCUCGGAUGGCCCAAUGGUUUAGCUAUUGAUUUCGAUCAAGAUAGGCUCUACUGGUGCGAUGCUUUAUUAGAUCACGUUCAACAUUCCAAACUUGAUGGAACUGACGUUAAAACUGUUAGCUCGAGAUUAAUCCGACAUCCAUUCAGCGUUGUUAUCUAUAAAAAUUUCAUGUACAUUACCGAUUGGAGAUUGGACGCCAUAAUUAAAUUGCACAAGUUAACUGGAGAGCAUGAAGAAACUUUGGUCAGGGAACCGCAAACCAACAGAUUAUACGGAGUUAAAAUUUACAGUCAAAAUGAGCAGAGAGUGGAUGACACUCAACCGUGCUGGAUUAACAAUGGCGGUUGCCACAAGUUGUGUUUUGCAAUGCCGAGGAAUGAUUCAAAAGGAUUGAUGGCUCAAUGCGGCUGCCCUUACGGAGAGAGGUUGAACAUCGAUCAAAAAACGUGCAUGCUCGACCCGAAUCACGAACCUCCAGUGCAAGCGUGUCCGAACAGCUGGGAUUUCACAUGUAAUAAUCAAAGGUGCAUUCCGAAGUCUUGGGUAUGCGACGGAGACAAUGAUUGCUUGGACAACAGUGACGAAGAACAAAACUGCACAAAACCAACUUGCGGAAGUAAUGAAUUUCAAUGCAAAACCGGCCGUUGCAUUCCGAUGACAUUCAAAUGUGACUCGGAAAACGAUUGCGGAGAUUUCAGCGACGAAACGGGUUGUGUAAAUGUGACUUGCAGUUCGUCCCAGUUCCAGUGCGAUAAUGGCAGGUGUAUUCCGAAUACUUGGAAGUGCGAUUCUGAAAACGACUGCGGCGACGGUUCCGAUGAAGGAGAUUCGUGUGCUGAAAAGACUUGUGCUUACUACCAAUUCACUUGUCCGAAGACAGGUCACUGUAUACCACAAAGCUGGGUCUGCGACGGAGAUGACGAUUGUUUCGAUAAACAAGAUGAAAAGGAUUGUCCACCUAUUACCUGCUUACCAAGUCAAUUCAAAUGCGCCGAUCUGCGGCAAUGCGUGCAAGAAAGCUACAAAUGCGAUGGAAUACCCGAUUGUAAUGACGGUAGUGAUGAAUUGGGUUGUCCUUCGAUAGCGCCGGAUCAAUGCAACAGCGAGAAGCAAUUCCAAUGCCAGUCGUCUGGUAUUUGCAUUCCCAAAUCUUGGCACUGCGAUGGAACUCCUGAUUGCGAUGACCGAUCCGACGAGCCAGCUUCAUGCGGUGUUGUCGACUGUCCCACAAACUUCUAUAAAUGUAGCAAUUCCAAAUGUGUUUUUAAGGCUUACAUUUGCGACGGAAAUGAUGAUUGUGGUGAUGGAAGCGACGAAGAUCAUACACACGCUUGCGUUCGGCCUCCAUUCCAAUGUCCUACCGGGCAAUGGUUAUGUCCUGGAAUUAGUGAAAGGUGCGUUAACUUAACCAGCGUUUGUGACGGAAAAUCGGAUUGUCCUAAUGGAGCUGACGAAGGGGAGGAUUGCGAUUUAGCGGAAUGCGAACAUCAAGCUGGAUUGUGCUCAAAUGGAUGUAAACAAACACCGACCGGACCACUGUGUAUGUGCCCGAAGGGUGAGGUUUUGACCAGCGAUGGCCAAAAUUGCGAAGAUUUGAACGAAUGCGAUCCACCUGGAUUAUGUUCGCAAACCUGUACCAACACAAAGCGUUCAUAUUUCUGCGGUUGCGUACCCGGAUACGUUUUAGAACCAAAUAAGCACUCUUGCAAAGCAUACAAUCACAGCGCGGCAUUCCUGAUAAUCUCAAACCGACAUUCAAUAUUGGUAGCUGAUUUGAAUGAGCAAGGCUUGGAAAGAGUUCCUAUCAUUGUUGAGAAUGUGGUUGCAACUGCAUCAAACAUGCACACUGGCACCAUAUUUUGGUCCGAUAUGAAAUUGAAGAAAAUUUCCCGAUUAGAUAGGGGAAGCGAGCCAGUUGAAGUUAUCAAUACCGGCUUGGAUUUGGUUGAAGGAUUAGCCUAUGAUUGGGUUUCAGGAAAUAUAUACUGGCUAGACUCUAAGUUGAACACAAUUGAAGUAGCAAGAGAGAACGGUUCUAAUAGAAUCGUACUGGUCAAAGAAAAUAUAACACAGCCAAGAGGAAUGUGCUUGGAUCCUAGCCCAGGUGCUCGUUGGUUAUUCUGGACUGACUGGGGUGAAAAUCCUAGAAUCGAACGUAUUGGAAUGGAUGGAACCAACAGAUCAACAGUCAUAAGUACCAAAAUUUAUUGGCCAAACGGACUAACUCUGGAUACUGCAAACCAAAGAAUUUAUUUCGCCGAUUCAAAACUAGAUUUCAUCGAUUUCUGUUACUACAACGGUACAGGAAGGCAGCAGGUUUUGGCUGGUAGCCAUUAUUUAUUGCAUCCGCACUCCUUAACUCUCUUCGAAGACACGUUAUAUUGGACUGAUCGACAAUUGAACCGCGUACUGUCAGCUCAUAAAUUCAAAGGAAAUAAUCAAACGGUUGUAUCCCAUCUAAUCUCUCAACCCCUUAGUAUCCACGUGCACCAUCCGUCGUUGCAACCUAUAUCAGAAAAUUCUUGCCAAAACGCACCUUGCCAGCAUAUCUGCUUAUUAUCCCCAAGUUCUUCAUCUGGGUACACAUGCAAAUGCAAAGCUGGAUUCAGAUUAACAGACAAAGGAGGAUGUACAGAAGAAGAAAGUUCGUUCUUGAUGGUGAUGAAAGGUGCACAAAUCAUUGACGUUUCUCUUACGCCUGGAGACCAAACCGCUGGAUAUCUUACAGCCAUCGUUGGAAUCGAAAACGGAAUUCAAAUCGAUUAUGAUAGAAAAUCAGAUACUGUUUACUGGCUGGAAGGGAAAAACGACGACGACGAAAACUGUACUAUUUAUACAACUCCAUAUGGAGGCGGCAAUAAAACGCAAUUCUUGGGCAUCAAUAGCGGAAUUGUCGGCUCUCCAUCGACCAUUGCAUUCGAUUGGCUUGGCAGGAAUUUGUUUAUUGGAAAUCGAAUUGCUAGCAAUUUGGAAGUUAUUCGUGUUGACGGCAAAGUUAAACAUAGAGCUAUUAUUUUGGCGAAUGACGGAAAUAAAACCUCGGUCGCUCAUCCAAGAUCAAUUUGUUUGGACCCAAUGGACGGUAAAGUUUAUUGGGCUGAUGCCGGCGGCUACGGCGUUCCCCCGAAAAUUGGCAAAGUCAACAUGGAUGGAUCUAACUCUAUUGUUUUGGUAGAUAAUAUUGAAACUCCGGAUGACAUCGUAAUCGACAUAGAAAAGAAGAUUAUCUAUUACAGUAUUCAAUAUCCGCCUUUAGUAGUAGCAAUCGAUGUAUAUGGAAAUGGUCGGAGAAAUGUUCUUUCUGAAUACAAUAAUAUCGCAAGGCCCAAGGCUCUGGGUGUUUUGGACAGUAGAUUAUACUAUUUGGAUCCAUCUUAUGAAACAUUAGUUCGCGUGGAUUUGCCUCAAGGAAAUAACCCAAGAGUUAUCUUAGAAAAUGAACCAGAUCUAAAAACCUUCACUAUAUUUAAGAAGAGGCAAUUUAUUGAUCACCCGUGCUUACAAAACAACGGCGGUUGUGAUCAGAUCUGCCUACCCGGUGAAGCGAGAACUAGAGUAUGCGCCUGCAGUGUGGGAUACAGAAAAGAAAACGAAAUUAACUGCAGUCCAUACAAAACAUUCCCAGUUGUGGCACAGUUGGACAUGAUCAGAGGAUUUAGUUUGAAGGACAGUUCCGAAGCUAUGGUUCCUAUUUCUGGUACUGGACAUCAUAUCUUGCAUGUCGACGUUCAUUAUGCUGAAAACUGGAUAUACUGGGUAGAAUUUAAUAGAGGUACUUGGAAUGGAAUCUUCAGAAUCCGACCAAAUGGCUCUGAACUUCAACCGAUCAUUCGGGAAGGUAUUGGAAGCAAUGGCAUUCGAGGAUUAGCUAUUGAUUGGGUAGCUGGAAAUCUUUAUUUCACGAACGUAUUUCCACAUGAAAAUUACUUAGAAGUUUGUUGGCUCGAUGGAAGCAAUCGUAAAGUACUAGUUAAGACAACAACAGAUUCUCCAAGAGAGUUAGCUGUGAAUCCGUCAAAGAGAAUUUUAUAUUGGAUCGAUUAUGGUCAGUAUCCUAGAAUUGGUAAAGCAAACCUGGAUGGUAGUAAUUGGGUACCUGUUGUGACUUCUGGAAUUAUGAUUCCUAGAGAUUUAGCCAUUGAUAUGUUGACCCACGAUGUCUACUGGGUUGACUCGAAAUUGGAUACCAUACAGAAAAUAUCUUAUACUGGAGGCAAUAGGCAAGUAAUCAGACGUAAUUUGCCUAAUCCUAUGGGUAUCGCUGUUCAUAUGGGUGAUGUCUAUUGGGUGGACAGGAAUCUCCAAACUGUAUAUAAAGCAUCUAAACUAUUUGACAACAACACUUUACCAACUAAGGUGCGAACGAAUUUACCUAAAUUAAGGGAUAUAGCAAUUUUCGAUAUAAGUAAUCAACCUCAAGAAGAUACAAACCCGUGUGUCCGAUUAGGAAAUGGCGGAUGCGAACAAUUGUGCUUUUCCUUCCCACAAGAUGUGACAAGCUUAAACCGAGUUAAUUAUAAAUGUGAUUGUGCAACCGGAAAAUUAGCUGCUGAUGGUAGAAAAUGUGAGUUUGUUAAUGAAUACUUAGUAUUUACAACAAGAACUGAGAUCAGGGCUAUUAAUUUGGAUCCGAAACAGACUUCAUUACCAUUCAAACCAAUUUCCAAUUUGACUAACGUAGUAGGAAUUGAUUUUGACUAUAUGGAUCAUACUCUGCUCUUCACUCAAAUAAGACCAUGGGCUAGAAUUGCUUCAAUGUCCUCGAAUAAUCCAUCAACCGAUGCCAUAACAAAUAUUAUUAACAAAGGAAUAAAUCCAGAAGGAAUUGCUUAUGACUGGACUCAAAGAAAGGUUUACUGGACCGACUCUUCAAAUCAUAGCAUUUACGCUAUGAACCUGGACGGUUCCGAUUUAGUGAUGAUUGCUAGAGUGGAAAGACCUAGAGCAAUUGUGAUUGAUCCCUGCAAUGGAACUCUUUUCUUCACCGAUUGGGGAAAAUUCGGAACUUCUGGAAAAAUUUUAAGAACUACCAUGGCUGGCUCCUUGAAGAAAGUUAUCGUAGAUAAGAAUUUAGCACAACCGUCUGGUUUAGCGAUUGACUAUGAAGAUCAAAUGUUGUAUUGGACGGACGCUGUUCGUGAAAAGAUUGAAAGAGCUGAUUUGAAUGGUCAGAAUAGAGAGAUUCUUGUGUCUGCAACAAUUUAUCCAUUUUCGAUCACAGUUUUUGGAAAAUACAUUUAUUGGACGGAUUUGCAAUUACGGGGAGUUUAUCGCGCCGAGAAACAUACUGGAGCUAAUAUGAUGGAAAUGGUUAAGCGUCUUGAGGACAGUCCAAGAGAUAUUCACAUAUUCUCACCGGAUAGACAAAGAUGUACCAUUAAUCCAUGCCGCAUCAAUAAUGGUGGAUGCGCUCAAAGUUGUCAUCCAGGACCAAACGGUACGGCAGAGUGUAAAUGUGAUGAUAACACAAAAUUGGUGAACGAAGGAAGGAUGUGCGUGCCUAAGAACUUCACUUGUGAUUCGACCAAAUUUUAUUGCGCUAACGGUAAAUGCAUCUCAAGAAUGUGGUCAUGUGACGGUGAAGAUGACUGUGGCGAUAACAGCGACGAAGAUACCAAUUACUGCUCAUUCCAUUCAUGUUCUCCAAACGAAUUUAGGUGCGAAAACGGUCGUUGUAUAUUCAAAUCAUGGAAAUGCGAUCACGAGAACGACUGCAAGGAUGGUUCCGAUGAAAAAGAAUGCGAAUAUCCUCCAUGUGCGGAUGGAGAGUUCACUUGCGCAAAUCAUAGAUGUAUUCCUAUGGCACAAGUUUGUAACGGUGUUAACGAUUGCAAAGAUAAUGUUACAUCGGACGAAACUCACGAGAGAUGUCCAAAUAAUACAACGUGUCCGAUAAAUCACUUGAAGUGCGAUAAUACGAAUAUAUGCGUCGAACCCUAUUGGCUUUGCGAUGGUGAUAAUGAUUGUGGUGAUAAUUCCGAUGAAAAUCUUUUACAUUGUGCUCAGAGAACUUGUCCACAAAACAGUUUUAGAUGUCCCAAUCAUAGGUGUAUUCCAGCGACCUGGUAUUGCGAUGGUGACGAUGAUUGCGGCGAUGGAGCUGAUGAACCACCAGAGUACUGCAAGAGCGAAGGCCGUACUUGCUUUGGGGAUCUAUUCACAUGUGAUAACGGAAAUUGUGUACCGAGAAUAUAUAUUUGUGACGGCGAUAACGAUUGCUUAGACAACAGUGACGAAGAUGUUAGACAUCAAUGCAAUGACAGAAGAUGUGACGAUGAAAACGAGUUCACUUGUGAAGCCAAUAAAGCUUGGGGAAGAUCUCAAUGUAUACCAAGGAAAUGGUUGUGCGACGGUGAUCCAGACUGCGUCGAUGGAGCUGACGAGAAUACAACUUUACAUAAUUGCGCCAAACCUGUAAAUUGUUCCGAAGAUCAGUUUACUUGUGCCAAUGGAAGAUGUAUUAAUAAGGGCUGGUUAUGUGAUCAUGACAAUGAUUGCGGUGAUGGUACUGAUGAAGGCAAAGAGUGCGCCUCUAAAUAUAAAACUUGUUCAACUAACGAAUUUACUUGUCAGAACUUCAAAUGUAUCAGAAACCAGUAUAGGUGUGAUGGAGAAGACGAUUGCGGUGAUCAUUCUGAUGAAGUUGGUUGCAAAAAAGAAAACAGCACAUGUAUUACCCCCGGUCAAUUCACAUGUAACAACGGUCAAUGUAUUGACUACCAAUUAGUUUGUAAUAAAGUGGCAGACUGUACAGAUGAAUCAGAUGAACCGCUACAUUGCAAUGUAGAUGAAUGCGCUAAAGUUGAACUCCAUCAGUGCGGACAUAAGUGCGUGGAUACACCAACAGGUUUCUAUUGCGAAUGUAACCAAGGAUACAAAUUAUUACCUGACGGAAAGGCUUGUGCAGAUAUUAACGAAUGCGUCGAAACUCCAGAGGUGUGCUCCCAGCACUGUUCAAAUACUCCUGGUGGAUACUAUUGUAAAUGCAAUGAAGAAUAUUAUGAAAGACAGAUUGAUAAGCAUACUUGUAAACGCAAAGACGCUACCGAGCCUUGGGUUAUUUUUACGAAUAAGUACUACGUUAGAAAUAUGUCCGCAGAUGCACACCAAUAUAAUUUAGUGCAUCAAGAUCUCAUGAACGUUGUUGCUAUUGAUUACGACUACCAAGACCAGAAGUUCUAUUUCAGUGAUGUAACUGCAAAAACUAUAUUCCGUUCAUCUAUUGAUGGACACGGUGAUAAAGAACCAAUUAUCAGACACGACUCGCAUGGAUUGGAAGGAAUGGGUGUUGACUGGGUCGGCCGUAAAAUUUAUUGGUUAGACAGACAUUCUAAGAACUUGGAUGUAGCUGAAUUAAAUGGAACUUGGAGAAAGACUUUGAAAACUGGCAUUGCCGAUCCGCGAGCUCUAGUGUUGCAUCCAGGAACAGGAUACCUAUACUUUUCAUCCUGGCAUUUACAAGCGUAUAUUGGUAAAAUCGGUAUGGAUGGAUCUAAUUUCACGAGAAUUUUGACUUGGGAAAACGACAUCGCCUGGCCAAACGCAUUGACCAUUGACUAUUUCACCGACCGUAUUUAUUUUGCGGAUGCUCAUUUGGAUUACAUUGCAUCUACCGAUUUGGAAGGAAGACAUAGGCAUAUUGUUCUAUCAGGAAAUGCUGUGCCGCACGUAUUUGCUUUAAGCGUAUUUGAUGACUAUAUUUAUUUCUCUGAUUGGAAUCUAAAGGCAAUUUCACGUGCAAAUAAGUUUACUGGAAAGGAUCUGACAGUUCUCAGACAGACAACUCAUAGACCGUACGAUCUUCACGUUUACCACAAAUUAAGGCAAUUGCCCUACACUAAUCCUUGUGGGACAAAUAAUGGUGGUUGUUCGCAUUUGUGUUUGGUUGCUCCACCAUUAGAGAGUAGUUAUUUGAAUAUUGAAGGAUACGGUGAAGAAGGUGCCACUAGUUAUAAAUGCGAAUGUCCAAAUCAAUUCUAUCUAGCUGAAGAUCACAAAACCUGCAUUGCAAAUUGUACAACCGGGCAAUGGAGAUGCGGCGGUAGCGAUGAAAAGUGUAUUCCAUGGUUCUGGCAAUGUGAUGGUGAAAAAGACUGUAAGGAUGGCUCCGACGAACCAUCAACUUGCCCACCAAGACAAUGUCGCGCCGGCACCUUCCAAUGCAAGAACGGAAAUUGUACACCAUCAGCAACAAUUUGCGACGGAACUAAUGAUUGCGGAGACGGAUCCGAUGAACAGAACUGUAAUUUGCCUUGUCCUGUAUUGGAAUUCAAAUGCAAGACGAACGGCCGUUGUAUAUUGGAUAGUUGGAAAUGUGAUGGCGACGCCGAUUGCAAAGAUGGUUCAGAUGAAGAUCCGCAAAUUUGCAGCAACAGGAAAUGCGAUAAGGACACAGAAUUCCAAUGUAGAAAUGGCAAAUGCAUUCCCAAAUUGUGGAUGUGCGAUUUUGAUAAUGACUGCGGAGAUGAUUCUGAUGAACCAGCAUACAUGUGCCGACAGAAGAAUUGUACAACCGGAUGGCAACGUUGUCCAGGCAAAUCCAAUUACAGAUGCAUUCCUAAAUGGCUUUUCUGUGAUGGUAAAGAUGAUUGCAGAGAUGGAUCCGAUGAAUUGGCUCAGAACUGCCCAUCUUGCAAUGUUGAGACAGACUUUAAAUGCGCUAAUAACAGAUGCGUUCCUAAACAGUGGACUUGCGAUUUUGCUGAUGAUUGCGGGGAUGGAAGUGAUGAAACCGAUGCCCUUUGCAAAGGAAACUAUAGGGAAUGUUCUGAAUCUGAAUUCCGUUGUAAUAAUGGAAAAUGUAUUUCAACACGCUGGAGAUGUGACCACGAGGAUGAUUGCGGUGACAACUCUGAUGAGAUCGGUUGCAGCGGAUUCCAAUGCAAAAACGGAACCUUCCAAUGCGCUUCUGGUCAUUGCAUAGCAUCGUACUUUAGGUGUGAUGGUGACCGAGAUUGCAGAGAUAUGUCCGAUGAGAUGAACUGCCCACCAAGAUACCCAGGAGGCAGAUACUGCCCUGAGUCUAGAUUCCAGUGUGACAAUAGAUUGUGCAUCAGUCAAGCGGAUCUUUGCGAUGGUGCUGAUGAUUGUGGCGAUGCAUCCGAUGAGACUCCGGCUCUAUGCACAAACUUUAACUGUGAUGCACUGAGAAGAUUCCAAUGCGCAAACCACAGAUGCGUACCACGAUACCAGCUUUGCGACGGAAUCGACAAUUGUGGUGACGGUUCCGAUGAAAAUAAUAUGACGAUGUGUGCUACAAAAAUAAAGCCUUGCAAUUCCUUUAGUCAAUACCAAUGUGCAAAUAAGAAAUGUAUAGAUAGAAUUCAAGUCUGCGAUUUUGCCGAUGACUGCGGUGACAGAUCUGAUGAAUUAGGCUGCCACCAUAAUAAUACUUGUUCGUUCAACAAUAGAGGUGGAUGUGAACAUUCAUGUAUGAACCUCACCAAUGACGGUGGUUACAUUUGUAAUUGCAAUUCUGGUUAUAUUAUUUCCAAAGAGAAUCCGAAGAAAUGUUUGGAUGUUGAUGAAUGCGCGACCGGUGCACACCACUGCUCGCAACUUUGUACUAAUUUGAAUGGAACCUACAGUUGCGCCUGCCACGACGGUUUCAAAUUAUCUGAUGGGCAAUCCGGUGUUUGCAAAGCUGAAGAGAAUGAAAUCACCUUGCUUUUUGCAAAUGGACCAGAAAUUAGAGCAUACACUUUGAAAGAAAGGGAGGAAAUCGACGUUAUUAGUGAAGAGAAGCGCAUUGAAGCUUUAGAUUAUAACCCACUGUCUAAGAUUAUCUUCUGGGCCGAUAGCUACGACAAAACAAUAAAACGAUCGUACAUGGUUAAUGCUUUGAAUGGACAAGUGAAAACUGGUUUCGCUCAAGAUUUAGAAAUGAAAGGUAAUUCGAAACCAACUGCAGUAGCCGUUGAUUGGAUCGGUGAUAAUUUAUACUGGACGGAAAUCGAUCGAGCUGGUUCUAAACCUAAAGGUAAGGUGCUGGUUGCCAAAACUGACGGCAGAUAUCGCAGAUCUGUAGUAAACGUUGGUUUGGAAAGUCCAACAUCGCUGGUCGUCGAUCCGCAAUUGGGACGUAUGUUCUGGACAGAUGGUGGCUCGGCUCCAAAGAUUGAAGUGUCUUGGAUGGAUGGCUCCAAACGAAGACCAUUAAUUACUGAAAACAUAAGACAUCCAACCGGUUUAGCUGUCGAUUACACGAUGGAUCACACCUUGUACUGGGUAGACACUAAAUUGAAUACAAUUGAAACUAUGAAAUACGAUGGAACUAACAGGAAGACAAUAAUUAAAGGAGAAAACUUGAAACACCCUAUUUCCUUGGACGUCUUCGAAUCCAGCUUAUUCUGGGUGGCAAAAGACACUGGUGAACUUUUGCGGCAAGACAAAUUUGGAAGAGGCGUUGCAGUCGUCAUACAACGCGAUCUGGUUAAUCCGUCAGGCGUCAAAGUUUAUCAUGAUUUGCGUUACAACACCUCGAUUAAGAAUCCAUGCGGUUCUGUUGAAUGUUCUCACUUGUGUUUGCUCGUUCCAAAUGGUUACAGGUGCCUUUGUCCUGAUUCGCCAUCAUUGAUUCCUCACCGCGGAAAAGCCGAAAUCAUCUGCGAUGCCGGAAGCGAAAAACCUAGGUCGCUUCCCAAAAUAUGUACAUGCCUAAACGGUGGCCUGUGCAGAGAAAAAGAAGACAAAUUGGUCUGCGAGUGUCAAGAGAACUUCCUCGGCGAAUUCUGUGAAAUUCACACUGCUCACAGCAGAACUCCGAGUGGAUCAAAUACCGCAACCAUUCUCAUCCCUAUCUUUGUAAUUUUACUUGUGAUCGGUGCGGCUACCGGCGUAUGGUUCUACUUAAGGAAGAGGCCAUUUGGAAAGGGCUCUGGUUUGGGCAGUUUAUCCAGUAGCCAAACAGUAUCAUUCCGGCAAGGCACGAACGUUGAAUUCGGACCAAACACAUUCAACAGCAACGGGACCGGAGGUGUUGAACCUUUGGAUGUGGCUUACAGUUUAGAUCCAAUUAAUAACAAGAAUCGAGAUUUCCAUAAUCCGAUGUACGAUGCUGUCCAAAAUAAUCCCGAUGCAACUGGCAAUGGAAGUUCAGCAUUAUAUGAAGUUCCUGUUGAUGUAGCCAAAUCGAAAAGUGAUACGUUUACAGAACCCCCGAGUGCGAUACUUGCACCCUCCAGUGUAAUACAUAGGUCAUCACCGCAGAUCAACAUCAGACACCGCGAACUGGAUCCAUCGGCUGACACUGGCAAGGACACUCAAAAAUUAGUGGAAGAAGACUGCUGAUAUAAACCUAAACUAUCAUUAAGCUAUUUAUACUGGUUAGUACUAACAUAUAUUAAAAAGUGAUUGAAUUUAUUAUUAUUAUUAAUUAUAAAACAAUAUUAUUAAUGAAACAGAGAUUACACACUCUCUAUGUCUACUACUUCUGUCUAUUCCUUACUCUACUUUUUUUUCUCUAUAUAUCUAUGUUGUGUUUAAUACGAAUGAAAAAGUUUUAUUGAAUAUUUUGUAUUAUUUAUUAGUUUUAAUGACGACGAAUGUAAAAAAAAGAUUAGUUUUUAUAUAAAUAUAUGAUAUUGUUAUUGACUUAUUUUCGAAAUGUUUGUGGUGAUGUAUCAAAAUUUUGUUUCGUUCGUGUAAUUUGGGGAAUUCUAUUUUCUUGUUAUAAUUUAAGUGCACAAUUGUCGAUAUCAUCGAUAACUUCGGCUCUUCAAAUAUGAAGUAUCAACAUUAUAUCAGAGGUAUUUUUGUACACACGACAAACCGCAAGGUAGAAGUUGAAUCGGAUAUUGAGAAAAGUGCCAUUAAAAAAAA
Messenger RNA from Nicrophorus vespilloides, 14708 nucleotides. It is a transcript of the gene mgl, whose product is annotated as low-density lipoprotein receptor-related protein 2. The transcript is spliced from 27 exons. Gene Ontology annotation, molecular function: protein binding; calcium ion binding. The record is from RefSeq and is a predicted model, not a curated record. NCBI's taxonomy places the organism in Eukaryota, Metazoa, Arthropoda, Insecta, Coleoptera, Silphidae. The coding region runs from base 291 to 14177 and encodes 4628 amino acids.